AACUACACCAACAUGAAAACUCAUAUUUUAUUGUUGCUAAUUUUUGCCAUAUUCAUUCAAAAUGGACAAACGGCGAAAAUCUUGGCCAGUGUUUACUCCCCUUCUUUAAGCCAUCAGUUAGCCUUCAGGCCCAUUUGGCAUGAAUUGGCCAGUAGAGGCCAUGAUAUAACUCUAAUUACCACAGAUCCCGAAGAAAAUGCUCCCUACAAGCAAAUUGAUACCAGCUAUUCCUACAAAAUCAUGGAGGAACUCGGGUUAGGUAGCAUCGUUUCUCAGCAAAACUCUUCAAAAACUAGCAGCUUCAACACCUACAUAAACGGGCUUCACAAAGUGUCGGACUAUCAGUUUGGCACGCCCGAAGUGGAAUUCCUCAUCAAUAACGAAAAAGAAAAGUUCGACUUGCUCAUGCUGGAAGUAAUUUACCCAGGUCACAUGGCCUUCGUGGACCGGUUCAAGGCCCCUUUCAUAGGUCUAGUCAGCCUUGACGCACCACCGGUGAUCCACAGAGCAGUGGGUAACCCAACCAAUCCGAUUCUAUAUCCUGAUACAGUGAUGCCAUUCACGAGCAACCUGACGUUCAAACAGCGCGUAGUCAGCUUUUUGGCCAACAUAGGCUUCUACGUUUUCUCCACCUACUUCUUCUACCCUAAUGAGGAUGCAAAUGUGGCCAAGCACUUUGAAGGUUAUACUAUAAGGCCUUUGAAUGACAUCCAGCACGAUAUGGAUAUGUUGUUUAUCAAUGUAAAUCCAGUUUUUCAUAAGUUGAGACCUCUGGGGCCUAACACAAUUCAAAUAGGCGGCGGCACUCAUUUGAAAGAAGCCAAACCAUUACCAAAAGAAUUGGAGGAGUACUUAAAUGGUAGCAAAAAUGGGGUAGUAUACUUUAGUUUGGGAACCAAUGUAAAAUCCAAUUUGCUGACCGACGAUUUGAAAGAAACAAUUAUUAAAACUCUGGGUGAAUUGCCUUAUGAUAUUCUCUGGAAAUAUGACGAAGACAUAACAGGUUUACCCAAGAAUAUUAAGGUAUCCAAGUGGAUACCUCAGCAAGAUCUUUUCAGACAUCCACAAGUUAAGCUCUUCAUAACGCAAUGUGGUUUGCAAUCGGUUGAAGAAGCCAUUUUGAUGAACGUACCGAUUGUUGGUAUGCCAUUUUUUGGAGACCAGCACAAAAACGCCCAGAUAGUUUUGGAAAAAGAAAUUGGUCUCGUGGUGGACAGAACUAAUGUGAAGAAGGAAGAAUUUAAGGAAAAAAUAAUUAAAGUCAUCGAAGAUCCAAAGUUCAAAAACAAUAUGAAGAUGAUUGCGAAAUUGAUGACGGAUGUGGAAAUGACGGGUCUGGAAAAAGCUGUCUGGUGGACCGAAUAUGUCAUAAGGCAUAAGGGCGCCAAACAUUUCAAAAGUUAUGGUACCACAGACCCCUUCUACACCUACUUUAUGUUGGAUGUUGUUUGUUUUGUGUUAUUGGUUUUGUUUAUAGUCUUCUACGUAAAUUGGAGAAUUUUAAAUUUUUUUGUUUGGUUAGUUUUUGGGCGCAAAAAGGCUGAUGUUAAGAAGAAAACUAACUAAAAGUAUUGUUUAAAAUAAAUUGUUUCUAAUACUCA
This is a messenger RNA of Brassicogethes aeneus, 1601 nucleotides long. The record is from the annotation of a GenBank genome assembly. Lineage: Eukaryota; Metazoa; Arthropoda; Insecta; Coleoptera; Nitidulidae.